This is a messenger RNA of Eremomyces bilateralis CBS 781.70, 2359 nucleotides long. RefSeq lists its product as uncharacterized. Gene Ontology annotation, biological process: regulation of DNA-templated transcription; DNA-templated transcription. Lineage: Eukaryota; Fungi; Ascomycota; Dothideomycetes; Eremomycetales; Eremomycetaceae. The transcript has 4 exons. Bases 53 to 2359 code for a protein of 768 amino acids. Gene Ontology annotation, molecular function: DNA binding; DNA-binding transcription factor activity, RNA polymerase II-specific; zinc ion binding. The record is from RefSeq and is a predicted model, not a curated record. Gene Ontology annotation, cellular component: nucleus.
GUCAUCAACUCCACCUGUAAUAUGAUUUCUGAAAUGCAACCGGACUUAGACGAUGUCUAACCAAAAAGAUCCGGCGCCUGUCUACAGCGGACCUGGCAACACGCCAAGAGGUCGUACUCGGCUGCCAUCUAGCAGGCGAAGAGACAAACCACAGUUAUCCUGCAAUUUGUGCAAGAGGCGCAAGCUGAAAUGCGACCGAGAGCAACCUUGUAGUACAUGCACAAGACGAGGCCUGGCUUCGACCUGCGUAUACUCCUCGAGCACGCCAUUGCCCAGGAAUGAACCGAACCAGGUCCCCAGGCCUGUUUCCAGAAUGCAGGACCGAAUUCAGCAGCUUGAGAACCUGGUCUUGAACCUGAUGCAGGUCGCCACGGGACGCGACACUGUGCAAAUACCACAGACUGAUCUUGGCCGUGCAAGCUCUGUUCCGACCAAUGAUAGCCCAGCCAGCACAACCCCAGGCGAGGACAUCCCCGAAGAUGCUUCGACCGCCGCCUCUGAUCAUGGGAGUACGAGGUUGAGCAAAUCUGGCGCGAGCUACGUGAAUAGCUCUCAUUGGGCUGCCAUCCUUGGGGAAAUCGCAGAGCUCAAAGACCAUCUUGAGGAGGAAGCAGAGCUGCAACAUCCUCGGAGCAUCUCUGACUCUCUUGAUCCGAGCUUUUCGGGGCCGCAGUUGCUAUAUGGCUAUCCAAGAUAUGCAUCGAAGGCAGAGAUCCUAGCUUCAAUUCCGUCGCGGCCGGUUGUGGACAGACUGAUCUCGUGCUAUUUCAAUCUUUUCGACAUGUCCCCAGUCGUAUUACACACCACUCAAUUCCUCAAGGAGUAUGAACAAUUCUGGGAGAGUCCGUCUAGCACCCCCUCCGUCUGGCUGGGUCUACUAUUCACUAUCAUGUGUCUUGCAGCUCAGUUCCAGAAGUUUGGCGUCGAUCCCGGGGUGCAGCUCCCGCCGAGCCAAGGUCACGAGUCAGAUCUGGGGACCAUGGUAGAGUCAUACAAGCUGAAGGCUGUGCAGUGUCUCAUCCUGGGUAGAUACGCCAGUGGAGGCCCCUACGUGUUGGAGACGCUGAUGCUUUAUUUCACUCUUGAGCAUUUCCUCUGCAAGGAUGCCGACGUCAGCGUAUGGAUCUUGUUGAGCACCAUUGUGCAACUAGCCAUGCAUAUGGGCUACCAUAGGGACCCGAGUCACUUCAAUGGCAUGUCCGCUUUUGCGGGCGAGAUGCGAAGACGCGUAUGGGCGACCAUCGUCGAACUCGAUCUUGGCUUCUCCGCGCAGAUGGGUCUGCCGAGAUUAGUCAAGCCAUGGCUGUCCGACACGGCCGAGCCUCGAAAUCUUCUCGAUACCGACUUUGAUAAGGCCACUGCAGAGCUGCCACCAUCCAGGCCCGCGGCAGAGCUUACUCCGAUGCUCUAUCGUCUCGGGAAGACUCGGAUGAUGGUGGCCUUUGGCUUGGUAUGGGAUUUUGCAGCUGACAUAAGAAGUUACACGCCCAACGAUGUAACCAAGAUAGACGCCAAGCUCGAGGAAGCGCUCAAGGCGGUACCAGAUUGCCUCAAGUGGCGGUCCAUGGCACACUGUAUCUUGGACCCGCCUCAGGUCAUCUUACAGAAGGUCGUGCUGCAGAUCAUCUACUACAGGGCCAGAAUAGUCCUACAUCGAAAGUACAUUAGCCGUGCACAGAACGCGGAUCAGUAUGCGCAUUCCAGAGAGGUGUGCCUAAAUGCCGCACUCAAGCUCCUUGACUUGCAACACAUGAUCGACGAAAACACGCGGCUAUUUUGCCAGCUGUACCAUGAGCGCUGGAGGAUCUCUUCUCUCAUCAACCACGACUUCCUCCUGGCCACAAGCAUUCUCUGCUUCUAUUUGCGGGAGGUCACCGGCGAGCCCUCGGACGUAGGCGAAUCCGCGUUGGUCGAGAAGAUCAUGAAAACCCUGGAAAGGUCUCAUGACAUCUGGCUCCGCUCCAGCGAUGCCUCCAAAGAGGCGCGGAAGGCGGCCAAAGCUUUGAGCGUCGUGAUCGGUAAUCGAAAGGUGCCAUCGGCAACAGCACAGGCCGGGGGGACCAAUGCAGUGAGCUCACAAUCGCUAGCAGGCUAUAGUGAUUCGACAACCGAUCAUCAUGGUGAGUAUACACACCCACAAGACCUUCCGGCGAGCCUCGGUCAGCGAUAUGCGCGGCACAUUUAUGAGUUAACAAAGAUGUCAGGGUACUUUUCGGAUAUCGACGUGGCGUCCCCAUUCGUCGACCCUACGACAUCUGGAAGCUGGAGAGACAUGAUGAACGAGCCUGUUGGAUCUUAUCUACUGCCGGAGACGGCGCCUUCGUCCACUUACGGACAGCAAAUGACAUACUGUAAGUGA